Fusarium vanettenii 77-13-4 is the source of this 1035-nucleotide messenger RNA. RefSeq lists its product as uncharacterized. The transcript is spliced from 3 exons. Lineage: Eukaryota; Fungi; Ascomycota; Sordariomycetes; Hypocreales; Nectriaceae. The record is from RefSeq and is a predicted model, not a curated record. Bases 1 to 1035 code for a protein of 344 amino acids. Gene Ontology annotation, molecular function: transferase activity.
AUGUCUUUUACCAGUUCGACUGCCAAGCCACCUCUCGUCGAGGUUGACAGCCUCGAGAUACAUGUUCUAGUGAAUGACGAGAUUGACCAAAUCUCACCGAGCCCAAAUCCUCGAGUCCAACACACACAGUCUUUUGCUGGUGUUCCUCUUAGCCGAGUCCCUGACCCUGCGGCUCGUGGUGGGGCUAACUGGGAGAUGCCAAUGCGAAAUAUCUGCUGUGGCGCCCACGGCCUCUCCCUGUUUAUCACGGCAACGAAAGACGGCCAAAGCCGCACGCUCCUCUUUGAUGCUGGGCCGGAGGAAGACGUGUUCGAGAAGAAUGCGAAACGAUUGAGACUCCAGAUGAGUGACGUGGAAGUGAUUGCACUCUCUCACUGGCACCGAGAUCAUUCUGGUGGUUUACUUUCCGCCAUUCGACUCAUCAAUGACGGCAAAGCCGAAGGCGCUUCUGUGACCGUCGCCCUACCCCCGGACCGGCCAGACUACCGAGGUGUCAUGUUUGAAGAGCCUAUCUCUCUCGAGCCGGAUCCCACCCUCGAGGAUAUUCAAGGCGUCGGAGGAAAGGUGAAAGUGAUGAGCCAUGCUGGUACUGUUCUAGACGGCAUGUUCCUGGUCUCUGGUGAUAUUCCUCGGCGAACAUCUUAUGAAGGCGGGAUUCCCGGUGGUAUCAGAUACGAUUCAGCAACCGAGAAGUGGACUUCAGACGAGUUGAUCAUGGAGGAGCGUUUUGUCAUGUGCAAACUCAAAGGUAAGGGUCUGGUCAUUUUCACAGGCUGCAGUCAUGCUGGCCUAAUCAACAUCGCCAAGAACGCCAGAGAGCUUGAUGAGAGUCCUAUUUAUUCCAUCGUCGGCGGUUAUCACCUGGCGGAUGCGUCUGCCGAGAAGAUGGACCACAGUAUCAAGGAUCUGAAGGACCUUGAACCAGCUCUGCUCAUGCCAGGGCAUUGUACGGGGUGGAGGUUCAAGGGACUCAUUGAGAAGGAAAUGCCUGGGCAAAUGGCUCCUAUUUUCGGUGGCACCAAGUACACCCUCUAG